Besnoitia besnoiti is the source of this 723-nucleotide messenger RNA. RefSeq lists its product as uncharacterized. The transcript has 3 exons. NCBI's taxonomy places the organism in Eukaryota, Apicomplexa, Conoidasida, Eucoccidiorida, Sarcocystidae. Bases 1 to 723 code for a protein of 240 amino acids. The record is from RefSeq and is a predicted model, not a curated record.
AUGCUCAGUGACGCAAAUGACUCCGUGCGACAGCUGUCCCCUAAAGAGUGGGCCGUGAGACUCAGCGAGCCGCCAAGCGCCGCAGGCCGCGCGGCGCACGCUGGCUUCACUGAACCCCGGGGUGCCGAGGGCGUGGCAGACUACGAGUUGAUCUACGACCGUCGAGUCACUACAGAUGACGGACAGCAUUUCAGAUACUCAGCUGCCGACGACAUCUCUGAGUCGCAGAAGUUCUCUUGUCACACCCCGAGGAGACUGCAGACGCACGCCUCCCCGGCGCGUCACGUCUGUCUUCCCAUGGUUGCCCUCCUCUACACUUCGCCUUCGUCGCCUUCAUCCGCCAAGCGAACCCGCACAGCCCGCGGCGCGUUGUGCAGCGGAUCCCAGGCGGCCUCGAACGUGACUGUCUGCCCGCAGCGGAGGAAGCGCGGCUCCGCGCAUCGCGUCCCCUCGGCCUCUGACGGCGCCGCUCUCGAGGAUCUCCUCCUCCCGAUGGACGCACUGGAGGCUGACGAGGACGACGCAGCAGAGGCAGAAGCUGCGGAAGGUGCAGAACUCGACGAGGGGCGCAGAUCCGCAGACGGCGAACAGAAGUCAUCGCGGUGGAUAAAAAUGUGGGGGCCGCCGUCGUCGGGAGCUGCGGGCAAAGGGGCAGGAGGCGGAAGAGAGAAAGCGACCAUGGGCACGCAGCAGGCGCGCGGCGCGCAGGCGCGCGGCGCGUAG